Alternaria ventricosa is the source of this 648-nucleotide messenger RNA. RefSeq lists its product as uncharacterized. The record is from RefSeq and is a predicted model, not a curated record. NCBI's taxonomy places the organism in Eukaryota, Fungi, Ascomycota, Dothideomycetes, Pleosporales, Pleosporaceae. Bases 1 to 648 code for a protein of 215 amino acids. The transcript has a single exon.
AUGAUUCAUCGUUCUUUUCUACUGGACAGUUUCGUCAAUCCUGCUUUUGCGUUCACCCGCCGAACAUGUCUCGCAGCCUCUAAAACGAUUGUCAAGGAGUACAAGGCCUUGAUCGGGGAAGAUGGCCCCACCUUGUGGAUUCACCAAGCAUUUGCCGUCGCUGCAUCCAUCACCCUGUUACUCGACGUACUACAUCGUGAGAUCAACGAGAACGAGAGUUCUGAGCACCGCACACUUGUUGAAGAGGUGGUAGAGAUCCUGCAGCGGCGCGAGGAGAGCAUGAUUGCGAUCAGAGGUGUCAGACUCCUCAGAGCUCUGCUUGCUCAGGCGUCGCAUGAGUAUUUGUCUCGAAGAAUAAGAAAGCGGAAUCACGACGGUACACCCGCUGCCAAACUCGAUGUUUCUGCUCUCGUUAGGGACUUCUAUCAGACCAACAAUGCCGACAGUUACCCUUCGCCACGUCUCACAGCAGCAUCGGGAUCUAGUGCCGAUCGACCUCCUACAUACAACUCGGGAGAGAGCAAUCCUCUCGCCAGAACCCUUGAACAGCCCCAAUCUGCAUUGCCUUACCCAGCGUCCGGUUUCGCAGGUACCAACAGUUUCGAUGAUCUUCUGUACCUAGCAAAUUAUGAUUUCUCAUUGGCGUAA